This is a messenger RNA of Nelumbo nucifera (sacred lotus), 2151 nucleotides long. RefSeq names its product SNF1-related protein kinase catalytic subunit alpha KIN10. The record is from RefSeq and is a predicted model, not a curated record. Gene Ontology annotation, biological process: intracellular signal transduction; protein phosphorylation. Gene Ontology annotation, molecular function: ATP binding; protein serine/threonine kinase activity. Lineage: Eukaryota; Viridiplantae; Streptophyta; Magnoliopsida; Proteales; Nelumbonaceae. Gene Ontology annotation, cellular component: cytoplasm.
AGAGAAGAGUCAUUAAAUCAAAAACUGGGAGCAGUUCCUUGUCGUUCUCCCGAACCACCGGAAAUCCCUGUUCCCACUUCCCAGGGUUUGCUACGAAGAGCCUCAGAGCCUCAGAGAAGACAAUGAUGGCGUGGGCACUGUAGGACGUUGCGAGAGAGAGAAAGAGGACUCGCUCGCUGCAGAGAAGAGAAGAUUGCAUACGACUAAUUGCUCUUUAUUGCAGACAAGAAGAUGGAUGGAUCAACAAAAGGAGGCAGUGCUGUGGAUAUGGUCUUGCCAAACUAUAAGUUGGGGAAAACUCUUGGAAUUGGUUCAUUUGGUAAGGUGAAAAUUGCAGAACAUGCACUGACUGGCCACAAGGUUGCUAUCAAAAUCCUCAAUCGCCGUAAGAUAAAGAACAUGGAAAUGGAGGAAAAAGUUCGGCGUGAAAUCAAAAUCUUGAGAUUAUUCAUGCAUCCUCAUAUUAUACGGCUUUAUGAAGUUAUAGAGACACCAACAGAUAUUUAUGUUGUGAUGGAAUAUGUGAAAUCUGGAGAAUUAUUUGAUUAUAUUGUAGAAAAGGGUAGGUUACAUGAGGAUGAAGCUCGCAAUUUUUUUCAGCAGAUAAUUUCUGGUGUUGAGUACUGCCACAGAAAUAUGGUGGUUCAUCGAGAUCUUAAGCCUGAAAAUUUGCUUUUAGAUUCCAAAUGCAAUGUGAAGAUUGCUGAUUUUGGAUUGAGCAAUAUCAUGCGGGAUGGUCAUUUUCUAAAGACAAGUUGUGGAAGCCCAAACUAUGCUGCUCCAGAGGUUAUUUCUGGUAAACUAUAUGCUGGGCCUGAGGUAGAUGUUUGGAGCUGUGGUGUUAUCCUGUAUGCCCUUCUAUGUGGAACCCUUCCUUUUGAUGAUGAAAACAUUCCCAACCUAUUCAAGAAAAUAAAGGGUGGCAUAUAUACUCUUCCAAGUCAUUUAUCAGCUGGAGCCAGGGAUUUGAUCCCAAGGAUGCUUGUGGUUGAUCCAAUGAAGAGGAUGACAAUUCCUGAAAUCCGUCAACACCCAUGGUUCCAAGCUCACCUUCCACGGUAUCUGGCUGUGCCUCCACCUGACACCAUGCAGCAAGCAAAAAAGAUUGAUGAGGAAAUUCUUCAAGAAGUUGUUAAGAUGAGAUUUGAUAGGAACCAACUAAUUGAAUAUCUUCGCAACAGAGUACAAAAUGAGGCAACUGUUGCAUACUACUUGCUGUUGGACAACAGGUUUCGUGUUUCAAGUGGUUACCUCGGAGCAGAGUUUCAGGAAUCCAUGGAAUGUGGUUUCACUCGCAUGCAUCCAGGUGAAGUUGCAACUUCACCCAUUGGGCACCGCCUUCCAGGAUACAUGGAUCAUCCAGGAAUUGGUUUAAGACCCCAAUUCCCAGUCGAAAGGAAAUGGGCUCUUGGGCUUCAGUCUCGAGCCCACCCUCGUGAAAUAAUGACAGAGGUUCUCAAAGCUUUGCAAGAACUUAAUGUGGCUUGGAAGAAGAUUGGGCACUACAACAUGAAGUGCAGAUGGUUUCCUGGCUUUCCUAAGCAUGAAGGCAUGGUCAACAGUGGGGCACGUGGUAACCAUUACUUUGGAGAUGAAUCUUCCAUUACCGAGAAUGAUGGUGUGAUUAGGUCACCAAAUGUGGUCAAGUUUGAGUUACAGCUCUACAAGACUCGAGAGGAAAAGUAUCUUCUUGACCUACAAAGAGUGAACGGACCUCAGUUUCUGUUCCUGGAUCUUUGUGCUGCUUUCCUUGCUCAGCUUCGGGUUCUCUAAUGCGGCCUUAACACAGGAAAAGUUCGUCCAUGAAGGUCUCGUAAUGGUUGUGAAUAAGGACUUCACUGUACAUACUAACUUUUAGAAUUCUGUGCUGGGUUUUUCUGUUCCUUUUUUUCCUUGAACGAUGGGCAUUGUUCUUUAGUCUGGCCCAUAUUUCAUCAUUGUGGCGCAGGGGCGCUCCUAAUUAAUUCUUUUGGUUGAUGAGUAAUGGGAGCAUGGCCUUUAUAUGGUCGGCCUUUUUCACUUGAACUGCGGUUACUCUAGCUUCAACUAUAAAUGAGCUAUGGGGAACCUCUUGAAUUUGUACGAAUGAACUAAUCUGCCUGAAAUUAUGUUUGAUGUUUAAAAUCACUGCUUUCCACAGCUUUCUUGGGA